CAAAGGCGGGAAAACUGCAACCCAAGACUCAUUCUGGCGCGAUAAAUGUGAAGGGUUUCCGCCAAAGGCGCCAGAGAGAGAAGGACAGAGUGAAGAUGGGGGCAAUUGAUUCCGCUAGUAUCCUCGACGAGAUUCAAUCUAUUGUUCACGAUAAACUUCAAGUGGUGUCAUACAAAUGGCUCAGCCGCUAUUUCUCUUUAUCGUCCAAUGAAGCCAAGAGGGUGCUUAAGGAGUUUGUUGAGCUUCGUGGUGGUGAGCUGGAAGUUCUAUACGCACUUUCUGGGUGGUUGAAGGACAAACCACAGAGCUAUUCUGUGGUACUUUCUCGGAAAGAUAAACUCUCUGGCAUACAAGAGGAAUUUAAAGAUGGUUCGGUUCAGGUGUAUAGCGUGCAAGCUUCCAUCCCAAAAGAUCCUGCAGCACUUGUAAGUGCCGAAUAUGUACAAGCAGAAGAGCUUUUUGGUCAAUCUUUGACAAAUGAGAAUUGUUUGUGGGACAACAGGUAUGGUGCAGUUUCAAAUUCUUUUGUUAAGCGUAGUGCUGAUGUGAAGCCUCUUAACAUUUGUUCAGUGGAGCCAAAGACUGCAGUUGUGAGUAAUAGCAUACUAAAGAAGCCAACCGAAUCAAAAACAUUUUCACCAAUAGUACCUCAGUCUUCUGUUGAGGUAUCAAAGGAACCAGUGAAACUGCAUAAUGGGAAUGGUGUUCAGUGCACUAAACCCAUUGUUGAUUCUGAGAAGGCCUCAGUUGCUUCUGCUGUUAGAAAGAAAGAUCAGAAUGGUAAGAAAUCAUCAGGAACUGGAGGAUCACUAGCAAAGUUGUGGGGUCGUGCCUCUUCGAAACCAAAAGUCAGCUUUUCUGCCACUGAUGCUGCCAAGGAUAGCUCAGGACCCAUCUCAAACUCGGAAGCUCAGAUACAUGCACAGGAAGAGGCUGAAGCCCUAAGCAGUGACGAUGAUGUGAAGGACCAUAGGAGAAGAGAUUCAAAUGGCAGUGGUGGUAGAAAGAGGAGGGUGGUUUUUGAUUAUUCAGAUGAAGAGGAUGAUGAAGCUGUAAUCAGUCUUGCAUCACCGGAGCCUCCUAAGACCCACACGGUUCUUAGUUCCAAAUGCAGUAAUAAUGAUUUGACUGUAGAGAAAAAACAAAUGGAUCUUGAUGAGCCCAAUAGUGACGGUGGUCUAAGCUUGAAUGAUAGUCCAAAAGGACACUGUGGAAGCAAGUCUAGGAUAUCUUCCUCGGAAUGUCUCCAAGGCAUAUCUGCAGAAGCAUCAAAUAACGAUCACAUUGAUAAAGUAAGCGCUUCUGCUGCAGUUCUACCCAGGAGAAAAAUUCUGAAGACAAGAAUUGAUGAUCGUGGAAGAGAAGUUACCGAGGUUGUAUGGGAAGGAGAAACUGAGGAAGAUAAUAAGGGCGCUACUGAUGCUGCUAUAAUUGCUAAGGAUAUCAAAGAUGAAAAUAAUGGUGUUGAAAAGAGUACUGGAAACAGGGCUCCUGCCGUUGUAAAAAUGCCCGCAGCUUCAACAAAUGCUGCGCCUCCUCACUUGCCAGUUAAGGCUGGAAGCAAGAAAACACCGAAGAACAAUGUGAAAGAUGUAAAACAAGGUAGCAUCACAGCAUUCUUCAAAAAGAUCUGAGGACAACAUAGAAACAGUUGCAUCUUAGCACGGCGUUCUUUUUUUCUAGUCAGCCUCUUGAAAUCCUGAUCUUUCAUGAAAAGAAGUGGAGUGGUCUAUGGAUUCGAAGAUGUGAAGACACGUGAUGGUGGAGUGCAUCGGUAUGUAGUUGGUUGGUGUGCGCGUUGAAUCUUUAGGCUGGGAGAAUACAUUGCAUAUUUCUUGGUCGGUAAUAACUUGUUCUGGAAUAUGUUGCGUGUUUUCAUAGAAAGUUGAGGUUUCAGAUAUUAUUGGUAGUGAGACAGCAAGCACUGUGGGCCAUGAAGCACCCAAAGAAAUGUGGGAAGAGAUUCAUUCUGUUCUCAAGGAGAGAGAGAGAGAGAGAGAUGUAAUAUCACUAAGAAGCCCAAGAAAAAUAGCCACACACGACCCCGGCUCGACUCGACGUUUAUUUUAUUCAGCUCGAGCUCUGUUCGAUUUCCAGUCGGGCUUUACAAUAUUGGCUUGAAUUGGACUUGAUCGAUCAUGUUGGAGUUAGAUAUCGAAUCAUUUAGAUCGAUAUGCUUUUGCUGUAGAGGAAAGAGGCACUUCCUAUCAGGUAUGCGUGUUGCUGCGAAGGAGGAGAAUGAUAACUCCAUGAAAGAAUCUUGCAGAAUUCUUGACUUGAAAAAGGGGUUUCGAAAACUUAUUGAAAAGAUGAAAAGCAAAGUUUAAAGCUUGGGCCGACAUCGUACUGCUAGUGAUCUCAGUGGUUAUCUGAGGCCGCCGAUGAUGGCUUCUGCAUUUUCAGGCAAGACCAAAACCCUUACGCCCCAAAACAAGUGAAAAUAUAAUGGGAAAAAAGAACUUCCCAUGCAGUGCGGGAGGCUGAUCUCACUUAUGGCCGACGAUGGCCUGAUUCGGCCAUAAGAUUCAUGGUUGGAGGUGAAAGCUUGAGAUAAAUUCAGAGAAGAGAGAAAGAACAUGUGAACAGGAAGGGUCAGGCGUCAAAACAACUUUUUAUUAUUUUUACAUAUUAUAAUUUGGGAAUCUUUUCAAUGGAAAUUAAUUACGCUUGUAAGACUCGAACUCCAGUUAGCUCACUGAAAGAGUUGACCUGGGCAACUCAAGCGUAACUCGUCUAGCAAAUGGCUUAGCACGAGCUUGAACUCGGGCCAAGCUUUAACAAGGCAAGCUCAAGUUACUUGGCUUGUUUGUUUAACGCCAUUGUUGUCUCUAGUUUUGUGUAGAAGCUUGAUAGCAAUAGAGGGAAACAAUGUUCAAGA
Messenger RNA from Nymphaea colorata (pocket water lily), 2878 nucleotides. RefSeq lists its product as uncharacterized. Gene Ontology annotation, molecular function: DNA-directed DNA polymerase activity. The transcript has 9 exons. The coding region runs from base 96 to 1634 and encodes 512 amino acids. Gene Ontology annotation, biological process: nucleotide-excision repair, DNA gap filling; DNA synthesis involved in UV-damage excision repair; DNA replication. Gene Ontology annotation, cellular component: nucleus; delta DNA polymerase complex. Lineage: Eukaryota; Viridiplantae; Streptophyta; Magnoliopsida; Nymphaeales; Nymphaeaceae. The record is from RefSeq and is a predicted model, not a curated record.